Messenger RNA from Boleophthalmus pectinirostris (great blue-spotted mudskipper), 1519 nucleotides. RefSeq names its product dipeptidase 2 (gene dpep2). The coding region runs from base 188 to 1438 and encodes 416 amino acids. Gene Ontology annotation, biological process: proteolysis. NCBI's taxonomy places the organism in Eukaryota, Metazoa, Chordata, Actinopteri, Gobiiformes, Gobiidae. The transcript has 12 exons. The record is from RefSeq and is a predicted model, not a curated record. Gene Ontology annotation, molecular function: metallodipeptidase activity.
AAAACAUAUUAUUUCCAAUAUGACUGGCUGGUCUAUCAGCAUAAACAAGCCGUGCCCCAGCUACUCCCUGGUCCGCUGUGUGUAUCUCCUGUGAGAGUCAGAGCUGGAAAGUUCCCUCUGUUUGGACAGUUGUUCAGUGAAGUAGUCACUCAGCAACCCUUUUCAACGAGCCAGCGGCUGUAGAGCCAUGUACCGGUUGCAGUGCAUCAUCCUUGUCUCCCUGUGCGCGUUGAUCUCUGGCUAUUCAGAAGAAGACAGGGUGCGCGAUCUGAUGUCUAGAUAUCCUCUUAUUGAUGGUCACAAUGAUCUUGCUCUUCAGCUGAGAAAACUCUAUAAUAACCAAGUGAACAAAAUAAACUUCAGUAACAUGAGCAAAAUUGCCACUGACAUCAGCCGCCUCGUGGCUGGGCAUGUCCAAGCACAGAUGUUUUCAGUGUAUGUGAUGUGUGGGGCUCAGGAGAAGGAUGCUGUGAGGCUGACCCUAGAGCAAAUAGAUGUGCUGAAACGAGUGUGCACACAGAAUCAAGACUUUGAGCUGGUCACAUCCACUCAGGAACUGAGAAACUCUCACAUGAAGCACAAGAUAGCUUGUAUGCUGAGUAUUGAGGGAGGCCACUCCAUUGACAGCAGCCUACCAGUUCUGCGAAUGUUUUACCAACUCGGGGUUCGGUCUAUGGCUCUCACACACACAUGCAACACGCCAUGGGCUGAAUCAUCCUCCAAAAGAUACAAUUUUUACCAAAGACAGAAUAACAGCUUGACAUCUUUUGGAAGAGCUGUGGUGGAAGAGAUGAACCGGCUGGGCAUGAUCAUAGACCUCUCCCACACUUCAUGGAGAACAGCUCAAGCAGUUCUAAAACUUUCAAAAGCCCCUGUGAUUUUCAGCCAUUCAUCUUCAUAUACUUUAUGCAACAAUGAUCGCAAUGUACCAGACUCGAUGUUGAAAGAACUGAAAAAGAAUCAGGGUCUGAUCAUGGUCAAUUUUCAUUCUAAUUUCAUUUCCUGUAAAAGGGAGGCAAACAUUUCUCUUGUGGCUGAUCAUUUUGAUCAUAUUAAGAAGAUCAUUGGUGCAGAUUCAAUAGGAAUUGGAAGCGACUUUGAGGGUGCCAUAAACUUUCCCAAGGGGUUAGAUGAUGUCUCAAAGUACCCCGCCUUGAUCCAGGAAUUACUGCAGAGGAACUGGACAGAGCAUGAAUUGGCAGACAUUCUUCGACAGAACUUCUUAAGAGUUUUUAAUAAGGUGGAAGAGGUGCGUGAUAAAAUGGUCACGGAGCCGCCCAGUGAGGUGCAGAUCAGCGUGGAGGAAGUGCAGAACCCCUGUAGACUAGUGCUGAGGCACCCAGACUCACCCUCCUCAUCAUCUGAGCAACAUUUACCAUCAACGCUGCACAUUCUUUUAGCUGCAGCCCCGCUUCUCUCUACUCUUUUUUUACUGUAAUGACCUCCAUACCACUAGAGAUUCAAAUAUAGACAGUUUGCAACUAUAAAUUCAUUAAAGUAUAGUCUUUGUUAAAUAGAA